AUGUCCAUGCUAGUACGCCCUGGGAAGAGAAAGCUCCAGCCCGAGACCCUCGACGAUGGGCCUCGGAAGCACAGUGCCAUACCCUCCCCCACCGCCCCAUAUAUCUCACGACCCUCUUCACGCCGAUUGAGCGAGUACCGAGAACCCUCUGGAGAUUCCUCCUCACGGCCGCCCUCGCUAAGGGACUUGCACUCUAAUCGCGGAUCUCCCGUGCUGUUUGAAAAUGGACAUCUCCAGACACCGCGGACCUUCAGUCCGAAGGCUUCCAUUGUCUUGAUUGGAAUUCGAGGUACUGGCAAAUCAAGUUUAGCGGUGAUUCUGGCGGCGACCUCCGGACGUCGCUUGAUUGACGCCGACCGCUACUUUCACCAGAGUGUCGGAUGUCCCCGCGCAGUUUUCAAAAAGGAGAAUGAUGGUCUGGUUUAUCGUCAGCAGGAAGCGCGGGUCUUUGAAUCAAUGCUCGAGGACAAUCAAGAAGGGUGCGUGAUUGCGUGUGGGGCCGGUUCAAUGGAGAGAAACGGCCAAAGACUGCUCAGGGAAUAUGCGCAAACUCAUCCUGUCAUCCAUGUGAUUCGGGAUCCAGAGAGUAUUCAACUAUACUUAAAAGCGUGGGACACGCAGAAAGUUCGGCACUUUUUGGAUUUGUCUGGUCCGAUAUACCGGAGCUGUUCCAAUCUGGAAUUCUUCAAUCUAUCGGAGGCCAGGAGUGAUGUAUCCGCCGAGAAUGACGAGUCGCCGGCACAUAGAACGGAGCCCAGAUCACACACCCCGAUUCCCUUUCUCACACUCAAGCGAGUUCAGCGAGAUUUCCUUCGCUUCAUUGCCUUCAUCACGGGUGAUAUUGCUGAGCUCAAUAGUCAGCAUGCAUCAUUUCCGCUAUCAUUGCUGCCAGUCGAAUCUCGAACGUAUACAUCAGCGGUUACAGUGCCUUUUUCGAAAGUGUGCGCAAACAGUGUGGACAUUGAGGAGCUGGAAUUCUCUGCCGAUGCCUUUGAACUCGCUAUUGAUGUGACAGAUCCCUCUGGCCAGCCAAGCCUUGACUCGAGUCUCGCAGACAGUAUCAGCCAGGCGAUUGCAACGAUCCGCCGCAACAUCAUUGUACCAUUGAUCUACCACGUGGAAAGUUACACUACAGCGGGCUCUCUAUCUCCCAGCCAAACCCCCGUACGCAGUUCAGAUGAGGUUUAUUUGAACUUUGUCCGUCACGGGCUGAGGCUGUCGACCGGAUUUCUGACAGUGGAUCUUACUCGCGAUGAUCACCUGCUCUCGCAGAUCAUAUCAUCAAGUGGACGAACAAGAAUCAUUGGCCAUUUUGAGGCCUUCCAACCCCUUCCUGGUGGCUGGGAUGGAGACGAGUACAUGAAAGUCUAUGAACAGGCCAAAAGGUUAGGUUGUGACAUCGUUCGACUUUGUCAACCCGCCGAGACGCCAGAAGACAACGCUGCGGUGCAGAGAUUCCGCCAUCGAAUCCACAGUCUGCCUGUCACCCCUCUUUCUUUAAUAGCGUACAAUACGGGCCCACUGGGCCGUAUGUCUCGUUGUUUCAAUCCCAUCCUCUCCCCUGUCACACAUCCAUCUCUGGUGACAGAAAGCCGCACUCACCUAAGAUCAUGGAUCACGGCGCGUGAGGUCCAGCAGUCGCUUUACAGCUCCUUCACGUUGGACCCCAUGCAGUUCUUCGUGUUUGGCGCCAAUACUACAUACAGUAUGUCUCCCGCAAUGCACAACACAGCCUUCAAGAUCUGCGGCUUGCCACACAAAUAUGCAAUCCACCAAUCGCCUACUCUACGGGGUCUGAACGACUUAGUGGAGAAUGAGUACUUUGGUGGAUCCAGUGUCAGUCUCCCAUACAAAACCGAAUGCAUCCCUCUCCUCCACUCCAUGUCCACCCACGCUCGCGCUAUCGGCGCAAUCAACACUCUCAUCCCCAUUCGCAAUGUUCGAGAUCUGGACAAUGUUCAGCUACAAGAAUCCUCUGUCUUCCUUGAAAAGUGUCGUGCAGGCCCUAUCAAGGGUCUACACGGUGACAACACCGACUGGAUAGGAAUCUGCAAUUGUAUCCGCCGUGGCCUUUCCCCGGCCAACGCAGUCCGUUCAUCAACAACCGGUCUCGUGAUUGGCUCUGGUGGUAUGGCCCGCGCUGCAAUCUACUCCAUGAUCCACCUCGGCGUCCAACACAUUUUCGUUUACAACCGCACAGUGGCCAACGCGGAAAGGCUGGCCCGCCACUACAACCGACAAGAUCUUCACUCGAAUGAGGCCAGCGGGUCUGGUCGUCCCACCGUUCGUAUCUUGGAAUCUUUAUCCGACCCCUGGCCUGCCGACUUCAAACAACCCACCAUUGUUGUCUCGGGUAUCCCCGCUCACAGUAUCGGCGGUGAGCCAGCUCCGAACUUCCAGGUGCCCAGUCAGUGGCAGGAAAGCCCUACAGGUGGUGUUGUAGUCGAGUUGGCAUACAAACCUCUCAAUACCCCUCUCAUGAAACAAACUCGAGCCCUGUCUCAUCGCGGUUGGGUGGCCUUGGAUGGUCUCGACGUUCUCCCAGAGCAAGGAUUUGCUCAAUUUGAACUGUUUACUGGCCGUCGCGCUCCACGACGUGUAAUGCGCAGUAUUGUGCUUCAAGAGUACAGAGAUGACGAAGGAAAUGAUGAUCAUGAUGCGAUACAAGAUAGGCUGCAGCAGAUGGAUGGGCAGCCAUCUUGA
Molecule: messenger RNA, 2703 nt
Organism: Penicillium brevicompactum
Lineage: Eukaryota; Fungi; Ascomycota; Eurotiomycetes; Eurotiales; Aspergillaceae
Product: putative quinate pathway repressor protein QutR
Exons: 2
Coding region: 1-2703 (900 amino acids)
Biological process (GO): chorismate biosynthetic process
Molecular function (GO): 3-phosphoshikimate 1-carboxyvinyltransferase activity; 3-dehydroquinate dehydratase activity; shikimate 3-dehydrogenase (NADP+) activity
Source: RefSeq, a predicted model, not a curated record